CUAACAUUUUACGUAGGCUAGAUUGUAAAUCGUUUAAAUCAGUUGAGAAAUAAAAACGCUAUGUGCUGUUUAUCCAGAGACCGCGCGGGUCACCGUUUACUAGGCUGCAUGUUUUUAUACGGCACUCUUGCCAUGCCUAAUAUGGCAGCGCCGUUGACGAGUCACAGCCACAGACAAAAGCGCUCAGUGCGCAAUUUAUGGCUGCGCAUCUGGAGGCGUGAGCAAUUUAGAGAAUGAACUUUAUACACAGACUCUUAUGCCAUUUCACUUAAUGCUUCGUUUCUUUCGUCCUCGAAUCUUUCCCAACAAACACAAGACAUCACGCGUGCUUCGAGUCUUAGCUGAUCCACCCUCCUAGGAUGCUAGCGAGAAAAGGAAACGAGAAUGCACCAAUAAGAAUUGAAAAGCACCCUAGAUAUCCAGGCAAACACGUGAUAUUAAAGAACUAAGUUAGUGUGAUUCAGCUGUUUUGGGAAUUGCGAGAAUCCUGAUUCAUGUGACGGACGGGUUAGCUGUCAAGUCGUGAAACGAUAUCUGCUGCAAGGUCAGUUUAGCAGAACUAGCUAUUUGAGGGUAUACGCAUAUUCUCACAACCUUAUAACUUUUAUUAUCGGUUAGAGAAGUGAUUUUUGACAUGAGUCCAUCCACAGUGUGACAACCAUAUGCAAAAAGAAAAAUGGGUAUUUCUGCAAGCAAUCAAAAUUAUGUGUCUAAAAAGGAGCUUAAAAUCGAAUCAGACGCAUGCCCAGGAUUAAACUCAGCUGUGGUUGAGGAGAUCUUACUGAAUCUGCCUGCAGAGGAUGUGGUAUUAAAGUGUCGUUUAGUGUGUCGUGAAUGGAAGGAGCUGGUGGACUCACAGGCACACUGGAGAGAGCGCUGUUUGAGAGAGUGGAUCGAGCCCCCCGAUGCGUCCAGACCUCAGGAAAACUGGUGUCUGUUUUACUUUCUAUCUAAGAAAAGACACAACUUACUAAAUAAUCCAAGAGCUGAAGAUGAAUUCAAUGGAUGGAAGAUUGUAGAGAAUGGUGGAGACGAAUGGAAAAUAGAAGAGAAUUUUGCAGACCUUCCAAAUGACAACAAUGACAAAUGCUUUGUCACCUCUUAUUGGUUGUGUUUAAAGCAACAGCUGAUUAAUUUAAAAAAUGAAGGCUACAGUCCUGCUCUUAUGGAUCAUCUGCAACCUGACAUCAAAAUAUCAGACUGGUACGCCCCACGCCGGGAUUGCGGGUGUCAUUAUGAGAUCUGUGUAGAGCUGCUUGAUCAGGAAAAGAAUCCCAUCAGUGUCUUUCAGCCUGAAAAAGUUUUCUUUGAACAGUGGAAUGAUCAACAAUGGUGUCAAAUGACACACGUCUUUAAGAAUUAUGGACCUGGAGUUCGGUUUAUCCGUUUUACUCAUGGGGGACAGGAUACACAGUUCUGGGCAGGCUGGUAUGGAAUACGGGUUAUAAACAGUAGUGUAGAGAUCUGUCCAGCUGCAGAGAGAUAAAUGGUUUUAUUAUAUUAUAUUUUUUAUAAUAUUAUGUUAUUAUAUAUCGCUGAUGUACUCAGAAUGUAACAAUGCAACAAAAUGUUUGUACUGAUACAAAGGAUAUAUU
This is a messenger RNA of Misgurnus anguillicaudatus (oriental weatherfish), 1595 nucleotides long. RefSeq names its product F-box only protein 44-like. Gene Ontology annotation, molecular function: protein binding; ubiquitin protein ligase activity. The record is from RefSeq and is a predicted model, not a curated record. Gene Ontology annotation, cellular component: cytoplasm; SCF ubiquitin ligase complex. NCBI's taxonomy places the organism in Eukaryota, Metazoa, Chordata, Actinopteri, Cypriniformes, Cobitidae. Gene Ontology annotation, biological process: ERAD pathway; SCF-dependent proteasomal ubiquitin-dependent protein catabolic process; glycoprotein catabolic process.